UUUGUUAAAAAAAAUGUAGAUUAAAAAGGAAAAUAAAUAAUGGAAGAAGUGUUUUAUGAUUAAUGGACUGUCGACAUGAUACCAAGGUGAUAAUGUUAUGUGUUUUGUGAUUAUGAUAUCCAGCCACAGUCUCCCUCCACAGUCCUGCCGCCUCGUAUGUGAAUGCAGCGUGGAUUCUUAAGGAGCAGCAGCAGCAGCGGCAGCAGCGGCAGCAGCGGAGAUCAGCAUCCCCUCGCCGUAGACCAGCAGUGGUUCCAUCCACCUGAAGAUUUCUGAGACAGUUCUCAUUACCAGCGGUGGCAGCGCAGCACUUGGAAAGGGUGAAUCAAUGUGAGAGAGAGGGAGAGAGAGGGAGAGAGAGCGAGAGAGAGAAGACAGCCUCGGCGGCGGCAGCGGCUCUGCAGUGGAAUACGCUUCAGUUUGAGGGAAGGUGAGAGCGUUUUCUCUCUCUCUGGAGUUACUCACCAGGCGUUUGAGACAAACAUUCAGGACUUAAUCGCAUCAUCAUCAAAUAAAAGUAACUCCCGGGUCCUUCUCACUUCACAAAAAAACGUCAACGUCAACGUCAAAUUCCCAGACGACACGUCGGGGGGGGGAAAAAGGGAAUAACAUCUGUUCAUCUGCAUAUUUCUGUACGGGGAUAAAAGUAGCGGAAAAAGCACAUAGAUUUGACGGAGGACAAAACAAUUCUCACAGGAUGUGGAACUAGAGGGUACAAAUUGCACCUGGAGAAUAAAGGGAAAGUAAACAUUUUCUCGCAAAUCCACCAGUGUGGAGUCACCUCACCUGUACCUCCAGAUUAAAGAGCAGGGUCAUGUCCCAGUUGCCAUGCGCAUUGCCACGCUGACCUGCCUUUCCGGCCCUUCCCCCUUCCUCUUUUUACUGGCCCAGCUGCUAUUGCGGCUCCUCCUCCCUGGGCCGGAGUUGGUGGGAGCCGCCUCGCCCUGCCCCUCUUUCUGCACCUGCUCCAACCAGGCCAGCCGAGUCAUCUGCACCAGGCAAAACCUGGAGGAAGUGCCCGAGAGCAUAUCAGUCAACACACGUUACCUCAACCUGCAGGAAAAUUCAAUACAGGUUAUCAAGUCUGACACUUUCAAGCACUUGAGGCAUCUGGAGAUCCUUCAACUCUCCAAGAAUCAGAUCCGUCAGAUUGAAAUUGGAGCAUUCAAUGGCCUCCCCAACCUCAACACACUGGAGCUGUUUGACAACCGCCUCACACUGGUGCCAUCACAUGCCUUUGAGUACCUCAGCAAACUGCGGGAACUGUGGCUGCGCAACAACCCCAUUGAGACUCUGCCAGGCUAUGCCUUCCAUCGUGUGCCCUCGCUACGUCGCCUAGACCUGGGUGAGCUCAAGAAGUUGAACUUCAUCUCUGACGCAGCCUUCGUGGGCCUCAUCAAUCUACGGUACCUGAACCUGGGCAUGUGUGGACUGAAGGACAUUCCUAAACUGACAGCCCUUGUGCGUUUGGAGGAGUUGGAGCUGUCAGGAAACCGGCUGGAGAUCAUCCGACCUGGUUCCUUUCAGGGCUUAGUGUCUCUCCGUAAGCUGUGGCUCAUGCACUCACAAGUGUCUGUCAUUGAGCGCAAUGCCUUUGAUGACCUGAAAAACCUGGAAGAGCUCAACCUCUCCCAUAACUCCCUCCACUCCUUGCCCCAUGAUCUCUUCACACCCCUUCACCAGCUGGAGAGGGUACACCUUAAUCACAACCCCUGGGUCUGCAACUGUGAUGUACUUUGGCUUAGUUGGUGGCUGAAAGAGACGGUGCCUAGCAACACCACCUGCUGUGCCCGCUGUCAUGCUCCUCCAUUCUUAAAGGGCAAGUACAUUGGAGAACUUGACCAAAGGCACUUCAUCUGCUUUGCUCCCGUAAUUGUGGAGCCACCUACAGACCUCAAUGUCACUGAAGGUAUGGCUGCUGAGCUGAAGUGUCGCACAAGCACCUCCAUGACGUCUGUCAACUGGAUCACUCCCAAUGGCACGCUGAUGACCCACGGCUCUUACCGGGUGCGGAUAUCGGUUCUUCAUGACGGCACACUCAACUUUACAAAUGUCACCCUUCGAGAUACAGGCCAGUACACCUGCAUGGUCACCAAUGCUGCUGGCAAUACCACAGCAACUGCUGUCCUCAAUGUCACUGCUGCUGAUGCCAGUGUCAAUUACACAUACUUCACAACAGUCACUGUGGAGACAGUGGAGACCACCGGGGAUGAAGAUUCUGCACUGGUCGCCACCAACGAGACCUUCAUCCGUGUUCACCCUGGUCCAACUCACUCAGGCCACUUGUGGUUGGAGGGAGUUUCUACUACUGCAUCUUCUUUGUCAGCUGGCUCUUCUGCCUCUCCCCGGGCCACCAGACCCACCUUCACUGUGCCCAUAACUGAGCCAGGCUUCUCAGGUCUAGAUGAUGUGAUGAAGACCACCAAGAUCAUCAUUGGCUGCUUCGUAGCCAUUACUUUCAUGGCAGCGGUGAUGCUGGUGGUGUUCUAUAAGCUGAGGAAACAGCACCAGCUGCAUAAACACCACGGCCCUGCUCGUGCCAUCGAGAUCAUCAAUGUGGAGGAUGAGCUCGGGGCCGGGGCCAGUAGUCGAGGCAGCGGCAUCUCUGGAGGCUCCACUGUGGCACAGAGUGGGAGUAGUGGAAUAGGAGGGGGCCAGAGCCUCCGGCUGCACCACCCAGAGAUGGUCAACCUCCCGAACCUGGCCCGAUCAGAGCACCUUAACCACUAUUACAAAACCCAUCACUUCAAUAACAACAUGAUGGGACUGGGAAUGGGUACAGGUUCUGGUGUGGGCCUCAUCAACAACAACAACAACCCCUCGCCUUGCUCUCAGAACACAUCCUUAUCCUGUUCCAAACCCUCCACUGGUGGGGGAACAAAUGCAGUUGGCACCUUGCCCUCACCUGUGCCCUUGCCCCAGUUGGGUCUCCACAGUUCUCUGAAAGGCCUAAUGGGGAAAGGCCAAAAUGAGCCACUGCUCUUUAAGAGCUGCUCUAAAGAAAAUGUGCAAGAGACUCAAAUCUGAGUAAAAGUGAGAGUGGAAUUUAAGAGGUAAGGAGAAAGGGAUGCUGGAUAGAAACCAUGACCGAGAAAGCACUUGUUAUGAGUAUAUGAGACUGAUUGUAGCCUACUGUCCUUAUGGACAGGUUCCAGCAAAGAUGAAAUUUCACAUAGUCACUGCUUUGUGUGAAGCAGAUGGGAAGACUGAAGGAGAGAGAGGACAAUAUCUGACCACCUGUAAUCACACACCCAAUGUAAACACCAGAAUCACCCAGUUAUCUCUGCAACCAGCUAUAGUAUUUGCCACAGUCCAAGAGCAAGGGAAGAUCUCUCCGUUUGCGUCCAAAAUCAGAGUGGAAUGAAUGACACACAUGUGCAGUAACUCGCUUUAGGUUUUCUACAGAUCACUUCUUAUAUAUCCAGACACAUUCAGUGUAUAUAUUUGGAAGGAGGUGAAAUGUUGGCUUUUGACUGUGUUGUCAGAUUAGUGUUUGGCAGAGACACCGAACAACAAUGGUUUGGGUGGAUGGUAUCGUCCUAGGUUUCCAAGAAGCAGGAAAACAGAACAGAGAAAACAAAAUCAGAGCAGUCUUCUAUCCAGGACACACGUAUCGCACUAAUAGUUUGCAGGGAGACAAAACAACAACAGUUGUUUUUUUUCAAAAGAGGUUUCACUCUCACUUUUUUUUCAUACCUUACUGGCUACGAUCAUGUUGUUUGAAGAAGGAAAGAAACCAAAUGAGUUACCAUGGGAGAAGAGGAAACAUCUCAUGGCAUAAAGGACAAUGAAAGAUAAAUAAGAAUUUAAAGGGACUGAAAGUACAUAUUAUAUAUACCGUAAAUAUAUUUUCAUUCAAAGAAAUUAAUUAUAAAGAAUCCUUCUCAAGCGCUGCUUGGAAACUACGUCUGAAGAAUAUAUAAAACAACACAUAAAUACACAGCUGUUGUAGUGGCCCUUCCUUACAACUUCUCUCCACUUGGAACAAGAUGGCCGCUCUUGACUGUGCUGCUCAAGGACACAUGGGAGAGAGGCAUCCGUUGAAACGGAGAUAAAACAACAGCCUGGCAACGUGAAUUUGAGUACAUUUAUUUUGGUCUGGACUUUUUUGUAGCCACACAAAGUGUUUUUUCCUUCCUGACGCAUUCGCAUUAACAGGGUCAUUGAAGAAAGUGGAUCUUUAUGCUCUACAGUGAAAAUAUGAAAUACGACAGCAACGCCUCAUCAUUUGGUAUGCAGCUCAGCUACAGUGAUAAUAAUAAUGAUCGAAAUGGUAAUAAUGAUAACAAGCCAUGUAAUUAUUAACACAUUAAUGAUCAACAGUAGGUUAUGUUACUAAAAAGUUGCACAUGCUGAUUUAGCAGAGCAGUGUUGUCUAAAAAAAAACCCUCAACCCAUUUCUGGAUUUGAUCGACAAUAUUGUUAUUACGUUAUCAUUAUUAUCAUUCAAAUGAUCAUUAUUGUUACUACCUGUGCCUAAAAAAAGCUGAGAAGUCCUUUUUUUUUUUUCAUUUGUAUAUGACACUGAAGGUGUUUUAUGACUGAUCCUGAUGGACCUCAGCUGAUGAACAGCAGUGGGACAUCAUUGUGCCACUAAGUGAACACUUUCAUCAGCAGGGAAUAACCUGGCCCUCAAAAUGGCUUCCUCCAGCUGUGACGUGUCAAGCAGUCAGGACCCCUCAUGUAAUCACACAUUAAAGACAGGACAUGAACCUUUGAAGACUGCUCCUUUGCAGAGGAUCAUUUUCUCAGCUGUAUCUCAGUGUUAACAUGUGUGAGUGGAUUUCAUGGCAGCGCGGAGCUAAAUGGACAACAGGCAUUGCCAAGCAUUUUUAAAGGUAAGCGAAGUUUGUUGGGGUGAAGGAGGAAGUGACACACAGUACAGUAUACAGUCGUGACGGAAUCUUUUUCUAAAGAAAAUUGACAAUUAAAUGAAAAAAAUAUAGAACCUUAUAGAUCUCUUUUAAAAAAACAAA
This is a messenger RNA of Solea senegalensis (Senegalese sole), 4976 nucleotides long. It is a transcript of the gene lrrc4ba, whose product is annotated as leucine rich repeat containing 4Ba. Lineage: Eukaryota; Metazoa; Chordata; Actinopteri; Pleuronectiformes; Soleidae. The record is from RefSeq and is a predicted model, not a curated record. Gene Ontology annotation, molecular function: protein binding. The coding region runs from base 829 to 3027 and encodes 732 amino acids. Gene Ontology annotation, cellular component: plasma membrane. The transcript has 4 exons.